GUCAUUGUUCAUAAGACAAAGUGAGGCAGCAAAGAAAGAAAUGGGUGUACAGCCAUACAUGCAAAGUAGUGGGUGGACCUCAACCCUGGCUUAGCUCUUGUGGUGUAGCGAUCUUUACCCAACACCCAGCAUGAGUUUCCAGGUACAAGUCAGUCACGGUUCUGACAGGCAUGCUGUUGAGGUGCAGAGUGCUGACAGCGUUGUUGCAGACCUCAAGACCACACUAUUAACACUGACACAGAUUCCCAUAGACUCACAAAAGCUUAUAUUCAAAGGUAAAACACUGCAAGAUGACUACAAGACGGUUUCUGAACUAGGAAUCAAGCAAGGCAGUAGAUUAAUGGUUCUGGGAAGAAAGAGUGCAGUAGCUGAUGACCCCUCCUCUAAAGAAGUGGAGAAAUUUAGCUGUGCAGUGGAUGGCAUAGCAAGGAAGAUGGAGGGAAUCAGAGAGGAGGUCACUGGGAUUGAAAAGGGAUUUCUCCAAACUGAGUUGAUAGCCGAUGCUUGUCGUGGUCUACACAAGAGGUGUCUCGCGUGUGGAGAGCUACUCAUGCAAAACCUGGAGAAACUAGAUUCUAUGAUAAUUCCUCCAACAGAAACGCUCAUUAGAGGGAGGAAGAAGUCAACGGUCGUAAGAAUACAGAGUCUACUCACAAGAAACGAUGAUCUCAUAAAAAGAAUUGAUGCAAUAUAAUAGCAAGAAAACAUGAUAAUUAAAGUCUGUUCAGUUGUUACGCUAGGUACUUUCUUGCUAAUGCAUUUGCUUUCUUUUUGAAGCUGUUUGAAGUUAUCGGUGUGUUAGGUGUGUAGAACGGAUUCAGUGUCGCCUGUGUAUGUGUGUGUGUAAGUGUCAAGUGUCCACAAUGAAAAUCAUCAUUAGUUAUAAUGGCUAAGUA
This is a messenger RNA of Halichondria panicea, 896 nucleotides long. RefSeq names its product BAG family molecular chaperone regulator 1-like. Gene Ontology annotation, biological process: protein stabilization. The transcript has 7 exons. The coding region runs from base 131 to 694 and encodes 187 amino acids. Gene Ontology annotation, molecular function: adenyl-nucleotide exchange factor activity; protein-folding chaperone binding. Gene Ontology annotation, cellular component: membrane; cytosol; nucleus. Lineage: Eukaryota; Metazoa; Porifera; Demospongiae; Suberitida; Halichondriidae. The record is from RefSeq and is a predicted model, not a curated record.